AUGCGGAAGAGUUCGAAAGGGUCUGUCCAGGAAUUGUCGACGCGGUUGACGGGGCACCUGAAAAGGGCGGCGCAGCGGAAGACGGGCGAAGCUGGCGCUGAGGAGACGGAGGGCAAAGCCGCGAAGCCGCUGCAGGUGGAAGCCCAGCGCGGCGCAGGAGGAGGCGGCGUUGGCGGUGCCACGGGGCAAACGAUUGCGGCAAAAGGCAGAGAACAAGAGGGAGACGGUGCGGAGCGUCCAGCGACGACUGAGCACGGCAGCGCCACUGGGAAAGCCGUGGCAAAUUCUGCGGACGGCACUGCCACCAACGCCCUGUUUGUGCGUGCGCCUUUGUUGCUGCUGCUGCUUGCGGCUUGUCUUGCCUGCGCCGUUCGGCAGUGGUGA
Trypanosoma conorhini is the source of this 384-nucleotide messenger RNA. RefSeq lists its product as uncharacterized. The coding region runs from base 1 to 384 and encodes 127 amino acids. The transcript has a single exon. The record is from RefSeq and is a predicted model, not a curated record. NCBI's taxonomy places the organism in Eukaryota, Euglenozoa, Kinetoplastea, Trypanosomatida, Trypanosomatidae.